AUGGCUUCCAAACCUGCUUCUACAGACUCGAAACUAAAAGUUUCCUCUAAGCGUGAGCUUAUAACUAACUAUCUUGUCAUUUACAAUGCCGUCUCGGCUUUUUUCUGGGCCGCCGUGCUACUCCGUUUCCUGGUACUCUUCCCUCUCGUCGGCACCAAGUUUGUAAGUGGUGGUCUUAAUGAUUUCCUGCGCUGGGUUCAGACUCUUAUGAUUCUUGAAGUUUUCCAUUCUCUUUUUGGUCUUGUUCGUUCUCCUGUUGUCACUACUGUUAUGCAAAUCUCUUCUCGCUUGCUUGUCGUCUGGGGUGUUCUUUAUCCCUUCCCCGAUGUAGGACAACACCCAGCUUUCUCUACAUGCACCAUUGCAUGGUGCAUAACUGAAAUUAUUAGAUAUACCUUUUACGUUUAUACUCUGCUUAGACCAGGUCCUGGUGGCGUCCCUCGAUGGUUGGUUUGGCUCAGAUACUCUGCAUUUUAUGUUCUUUACCCUCUUGGCGCAGGCAGUGAGUGGGUUCUUAUUCUUGUCAGCUUGCCAGAUGCCGAACAAUUUUCAACCUGGUACGCACUCCUUCUUAAGGCUUCACUUCUCAUCUACAUUCCUGGCUUUUAUGUUAUGUUUACUCAUGUUGUCAAGCAGCGCAAGAAGGUCCUUGGUCGCGCUCCAAUUCCUAAAAUCAAGAAGAAUGCUUAA
Molecule: messenger RNA, 690 nt
Organism: Magnusiomyces paraingens
Lineage: Eukaryota; Fungi; Ascomycota; Dipodascomycetes; Dipodascales; Dipodascaceae
Exons: 1
Coding region: 1-690 (229 amino acids)
Biological process (GO): fatty acid elongation; very long-chain fatty acid biosynthetic process; sphingolipid biosynthetic process
Cellular component (GO): endoplasmic reticulum membrane
Molecular function (GO): 3-hydroxyacyl-CoA dehydratase activity
Source: RefSeq, a predicted model, not a curated record